Molecule: messenger RNA, 9252 nt
Organism: Hippoglossus stenolepis (Pacific halibut)
Lineage: Eukaryota; Metazoa; Chordata; Actinopteri; Pleuronectiformes; Pleuronectidae
Product: probable ribonuclease ZC3H12C
Exons: 5
Coding region: 2399-5101 (900 amino acids)
Cellular component (GO): cytoplasmic ribonucleoprotein granule; nucleus
Molecular function (GO): mRNA binding; RNA endonuclease activity; metal ion binding
Source: RefSeq, a predicted model, not a curated record
UACUGUGGCAAUGUGCAAGCAAAGGAACACAUGUUGUUUUUUUAAGGGGUAACUGAGCAAUUGCCCACAGCAGCAGAUCGCUCUUUGUUUCAGCCGCUGCUUGGAUCCCCGCGGGGGCUGCAGGUCAGACUCUGUGGAGAAAAAGGACCUAAAACAUCAUUACAGCUUCAUUCACUUUCACACUGAAGUGGAAACCACCCCUUAUGUUUAAAGUUGGAAGCUUAAUGUCUUAUGAGUGAAAUUUACUGUUAGUAUGUGAAUUUGAGAUGGUUAACUUUCAGUCCUGAAGUUUGAUAUUAGUUCAAACUGCAUUGCACUUUUCUGUUUUUGCACACUGCUUCACUCUGCAUCAUUUCAUUGUGAUCUAAAAAUGUGCUUGUAACUAGAAUGACCUCCGCAAGGGCCCAACAGUCCCUUAAAUUAAAUUAAAUCAAGUUUCACCAAAUUUGAUUACCUACAGAUAUCAGCUCCCUAAAUAUACAUGCAUUAUUCAUGCAUCCUUCCACAAGGUUUUGUGGUAAUCUCUCCAGUAGUUUUGGUGUAAUUCUGCUAAAUAACAAACACACCAAUCCCCACUUCCUGUACCAUAGAUAUGGGGCAUUUCUUUUUUAUUCUUUGAGAAUUAUAUGUUAAUCUUGAUGGAAAAUCUUAUUUCGGUGAUAUCUAUGAAAAUGUGAAAUUCGGUGCAGCUUGACUGAAUUUAAAGGGACAGUACGCUCUCUACUGAGUGCCAUUCCAGGUUUUAAAUGUUAUUUCCACAAAAAUAUGUCUUAUAUUGAGGCAAAUGCACAGUGUUCCUGUCUCUGGACGACACAUGUCCUCAUGUCUAUCUGCAUGUGGCAUCUGUGGCAUCAUUCGUAUAUAUAGCAUCAGUGAUACCUUAUCUCCUUGUAAUAUUGUAAAAGUUACACUAUGACUGUGUAGAUUCAAGGAGGGAUUGUUUGGAAAAGACUCCAGACUCAAGUUCUCACAUCUUAGCCACUGAAAAACCUUUAAACACUUUGUUAGUUUCUGCAAUCAGAAGCAUUUUUUUGAAAGAAUAACUACAUCCUCAAAUUCUGUUAGGACCCUCCCUUCACGCACAUUUAAAAAUAAACAAGUAAUAUGUCACACUUUAGUAACUGCCUUUAUACCGUGCAUACAACUAUAACUUUUGUACAGCUUCUCUCAUAUCUUGGUGCCACCAUGUGUGCACACCAAAACAACUUUGUCUGCUUGUCUUAUUUGCUUCCAUUGACCAAACUACACAUAGUUUUUACUCUAAAUAUUACUGCUCACAAUAACAUCAGCGUAAUGCUUCGUGUUUGAAGUUGCAGGACUCAAGACCUGAAGGUUUUUAAGCACUUUGUCAAAGCCUCCUGUUAGAUUAUUCAGCGAUAACCCAGGAAGAGGCUGAAUCGUGCUCUUUCUCUGUCAGCACAAUGGGUUCGUAACUCGCACUAAAAUAAAAAGAAUCGGACAUAGUUUGUGAUUCUGUUGUUUUAAAUUGCAGCCGUGUGCAUGUAUCUUCACUCAUGUGUUCAUCAUGAAUGAGCGAUGGGUUGUGUUUUGACAUGGAGCCAGUAUACUGCAAGGUUGGGAAUGUUUUUGUAUAUUAGACAACACCAGGUGCCAAACCAUAAUCAUAGUCUCCCUUCCCGUCACACAAGCUAGACGACACUUGAUCUUUUAGAUUUUACUGAUGAGCAUGUCACUAAUGAUAACCUUGGGCAAGGCAACAUCAUUGUGUUCUCACACAACUGCAAGAACAUGCACAGUGUGACAAUGUAAAGAAUCCAGACAUCAUUGUGCAUUAUUUGAUUACAUUAAGAAAAUACUUUAUUCUUGGUGUUAGUGUUAUUCACUGACUGAUGCAUUAUUGGCUGUAGUUUCCAGUAAUUAUGUGAAUGUCAGUGAGGAGGUAUGUAAUCCAUUGUCUCAGGUCUGAGCUUCUAAAAUGCAAAUCAAUAGAAGUGGAGCAGCAGGUAGGGUGGCAGUAGACUUAAUUAAAUUUACUUAUGCAUCCAUGUGGGACUUGGUGUGAGUAAGUGUUCUUGUUAUGUCAGUUGUGUGGUUAGAUCUUAAUAUGCAAACUAUAUGGGUGGAGCUAGAUCAUGGUGAAUCCUGGGUGCAGGGAAAAGAUGCAGCUAAAGGCUUUGUCCUUGUUAGAAGAAGAAGUGGUUAUCUGUAGGUGUUUUGCAGAACAACCAGAGCAGAGUAAUUUGAUCUUUAAACUUGAUGGGCAGCUUUUCUUGCAUACUUUCACUUGAAUGCAGUUCUCCGUAACUUAACCAUCCCCUCUUGUGUCUCCCUCAAGCUUCACUCCCAGGGAACUGUUAACCAUCGGCAGUAACGGUGGGGUCGCUUAGGUGCCCGGGAGGUCACGGAGGGCGUGGAGCUGGAUGCAUGAGACGGCUUCAUGGGCCUGAAGGACCAUCUGGAGGAUGGGACAGGCCACAUCCUCAGCCUGGAGCUGGAUCUGGACUACCUCCAUGUGGAAGGUGCUGAGCGUCAGGGGAGUCUGAGCACUGCAACCGAUGCAGGGAAUGUAGGAAUCUCGCAGGUCAGAGCUGGUGCCCCACGUAACAACAGUAUUGGUAGUAGUGGUAAUAGUUUUAGUACUCACUCAAGCUAUAGCAGCAGCAGUAGUUGCAGUAAUUUAUCAGAGGAGAGUGCAGUAUCCGACAGUGAAGAUGAGCGAAUCCAGAAUCGGUCAGAGUUUCAAAAUCCUCAUCGAGAUCAGCCUCACCAACACCACCAAGAGUCCUCCUCUGCCUGUCAGCCGGUCAGGCUGGACCUGACACAGCCAGAAACAGCAGCUCCGACCGACCCUGUCACUGACUGCCGCACCAAGGUGGAGUUUGCUCUCAAGCUAGGUUAUUCUGAGGAGCUGGUGCUGCUGGUGCUGAGGAAACUGGGCACAGACGCACUCAUCAAUGACAUCCUGGGAGAGCUGGUCAAACUGGGAACCAAGACAGAGAUGGAGCAGCAAGGAGGUGCGACUGUUUACCAGUCUCCCUCCACCUCUUUAUCAUCCUCUUUGGCCUCCUCCUCCUCCUUCAGCUCCUCUCUGGACUCCUGUCGGCUGCUGUGUGCGUCCCAGCUGCUGGAGGACAAAGAUAACCUUCGGCCUGUUGUGGUGGAUGGGAGCAACGUAGCCAUGAGUCACGGAAAUAAGGAAGUGUUCUCGUGUCAAGGCAUCCAGCUGGCUGUUGAUUGGUUCUUAGAACGAGGUCACCGUGACAUCACUGUUUUUGUUCCUGCCUGGAGAAAAGAGCAGUCGCGGCCCGAUGCUCUCAUCACAGACCAGGAGAUCUUGAGGCGACUAGAGAAAGAGAAGAUCCUGGUCUUCACUCCAUCUCGACGUGUGCAGGGACGUCGUGUAGUUUGCUACGACGACCGCUUCAUCGUCAAACUGGCCUACGAGUCCGACGGCAUCAUUGUCUCUAAUGACAACUACCGCGACCUUGCCAAUGAGAAGCCAGAGUGGAAGAAAUUCAUCGAUGAGCGUCUGCUGAUGUACUCCUUUGUAAAUGACAAAUUCAUGCCACCAGAUGACCCACUAGGACGUCAUGGACCCAGUCUGGACAACUUUCUAAGGAAGAGGCCUGUUAUUCAAAGGAAGCAGCCGUGCCCUUAUGGGAAGAAGUGCACAUAUGGCCACAAGUGCAAGUUUUACCAUCCUGAAAGAGGCAGCCAGCCCCAGCGUGCCGUGGCUGAUGAGCUCCGAGCCAGUGCCAAAAUUUCAUCAGCCACUUCCAGAGGCCUGCUGGAAGACACCCUGAUGAUAAAGAGCCAAAGUCCUGGUCAAGGUCACAGAAUGGCUGAGGCCGAGCCAAGUCAGGGCACUCCAAAGAAACAACCAAACCCCAGCCCCCGAAGCUCCUUCAGUGACCUCCUGGAAGACAGGCUUCAGGUUCAGUCCAAAGUGGAAGGACAGAAGGGAAGCAGCAGCAGCAGCAGCAGCAAUAGUUGUAGCAUCAAAUUUUUAGGGUAUCCUGCUCCAGGGGCACCUCCUUCAUCAGGAAACCUGGACAAAUGGGAAUACCCUGGGGGAAGUUCCAGGUUUGCUGGAGCCUCGGGACCAAGUCAGGCCGACACUUACCACAGAUGUCAGUCUCCAGAGGUCGGCUACAGCUCUCUGGUAAAGGCAUAUUCAAGCCUCAAUCUGGUUAUGCCACAAAGUCAUGAAUGCUUCUUCCCAGCUGAUCUGCGAGCAGGCUUGCUGUCAGAUUGUAGCAGUGAAGGCAGCGUCAGCUCGGACUCCUUCUCCCCUGAUCCCUUAUUAGAUGAUGGCCCCAAGUGCCACCAUCACCACCACCAUCCUCAUCACCAUCAUCACUGCUCUGGCCAGUACACCCGUCCUACAAGUCGUGUCCCACCUGGAUUGGGCCAUCGUGCUCCUCAUGGCUAUCCCAUUCCUCUAGCAUUGCAAAGACAGCGUGAUUUUGGCUGGGAAGACCCUUCAUCUUCUGUUAAGUGUCACGCAUCUCCACAUCCUUUCAAAAGCCCAUCGGCCUAUGUUGCACCCCACCUUCAGUAUUCGUCACCGAGCUGUUUUCCAGGGGAAUUCCCAGCUAGUCCACGAUGCCCACCCCAGACCUCACCUGCCCACUCCCACUCUCAGAGCUCCUCCCUUGGCCGAAAUCUGAUGGGCUCCCUUUGGCAGGAUGGUGGGUUCCCGGACUCCCGAGUGUACGAAGGGUCACCACUUCAUUCCCGAAGAAACUACACUUCACUAAACCAACAACCACUGCCGCACAUAAACUGGGAGCCCCAAUACCAGCAGUCGCCCAAGUCCUGCUAUGAUCUGUUUGCCUUGCAGAGCAGGGGGAGGGAAGCUCAUUCAUCGCCCCACGGCCUCUCAACAUCGAGUCUUCCACCACUCCCGCAGCUGCCCCUCACAUCCAUCUCUCCCCACAAAAGCGACCUGCCCCCAGUGUCCCAGCACCAGGAUCCCCCAACCCUGGGUCGAUACCAGGACCUGAGAGAGAGGAUGUUUGUUAACUUGUGUUGCAUCUUCCCUCCAGAUUUAGUGAGAAUGGUGAUGACAAGAAACCCUCAUGUGAUGGAUGCUCAGGAGCUCGCGGCUGCAAUUUUGAUGGAGAAAAUGCAAAUCUAGCAAAGAGGAUUAGAUUACAGCUUCAUCCUAACUGAAGUCUCUUCUGCAGAGUCAUCCACUGCAAUUAUCUUAAUUAUUUAAGUCAGGUUGGACACACACAAGCCAAAACCAUAAGAUAUAAGGCUCCCUAAGCCGGUGAUGCUUAUGGACAGCUUAUUUGCACUGCAGGAAAGUUGUGUCAUUAAUUUUGAUGGUGUUUUUGUAAAGGGAAAUCCCCGAAAUUGCCAUAUUUUUCUAUAUGUCGAAUUCCAGCACUUAAGACACCAGUGUGCUUAGGGAGGCUUUUUAAUGUGUAAGGGUGACAGUGUUGUUCAUUUUGAAUUAAUUUAUUUGUUAUAUUUUAAGUUAUUUACAUAUUUUAAAUUUAUUAUGUUUUUGGCACUUUUUGUUAACGUUAUUUUAUUUGGGGGGGGGCGCAAUCAUAUCAGGGUAUAAGUACUGUUCAAAUUCGUCCAUGAGAUCUGUGAGAGAUUCUCCACUCACUGAGACGACAACAACAUCGAUUGUCAUCGCCUCAUCGCCAAUAACUUCCCACUGUAUUUUUCUACUGUGACAGGUGACAGAUCAGCUGCUCUGGUGAUGUUUUGUGGAUUUCCCCCCACAGGGAAGUGAAACUUUGCAGCACCCACAAAAAGAAGAGAGCUGAAAGUCCGGUCGAAAAACCCUGAGCCGUUGUUCUCUUUUGAAUUGUUUCCUCUGUUAGAGUUUAGCUCUGUCAGCUGACUUCACAGCUCAUCAGCUUUCAUUGCGGAUUUUUUUUCAAUAACCAGCCCUCUGUUCUUUUCCCAUUCUUUAAAUGAAGUCAUAUCAAAGUGACUGUCAAAAGCCUGGUCACCAGAAAUGUUUAGAUGGAAGGUGGUUGGUAUAAUUUCCUUCAUUCUAAUAUGAAAUGUGUGUUAAUUUAUCACCUUUUUAAUGUGUGUGAAUGUCGGGCACACCAGUGGAGAGUCUCGCUGCCUCCUGCAGGGUCUCACUCUUAUGUCUUGAAAAUGCCAGAAACCGUCUGGCAAGAAUCUGGGAAACACUUUUUAAAAAUUUUCCAACAGAUUCUGUUACCAGAGAAUUACUGUCACCACAGUGGGGACACUAAUAGAUGUGCUACUUUUUUGUCCCAACAAACUUUACCUGGAGGCACUAAUAAUCUGAUUGGUUAGAUUAAAACUCAGUGGUUUAACCCUAGAAUGUAUAAAGAUGGCCGACAUGACAGCUCCCCUAAAGUGAAGCCAAAUCAUGUUGAUCGCACCCUGGUGGCUGGCUGCAGUAUAGGUCAUAAACGCCUCCCCCUCCAUAUUAGUAGAUGGCGCAUCAAUAUUCUAACAAGGAAUUGGCCCCUGGGGGCAACGGACAAUAAUUCUGGGCUGUAGACAGUGGGUAUGUGGGCCAAGCAUUCGGACCUUGAUGCCACGGCGCCACUCCACAAUCACUACUGCACAGACUCUGGCCCCAAAUUACAUCAAAAGUGCAAAACGGCGCCACCUGUAUUUGAGAUAUUGAAGCUUCAUUACACAAUGGGUUGUCGUUCAUCUUUACAGUCUGUGGGUUUAACACAAAUUUUGAAAUAGGCUAUUUAUACAAACACAGCGAUAAUUUUCAUAUUACUUUCAAAGACCAAUCUUUUGAACUAAGUAAUAUUCAGUAUCAGUAUUAUUAUUAUAGCAAUUUAUCAUAUCAUCAAUAAAAUGUCAAAUCACAGCAAAAAUGGGAAACAAUUCCUUAUCUUUAACAACUUCCUCUUAUUUAUCUGCCUUCUCUUUAAAAGUAUUAUUAAGUUUCCUUCUCCCAAUGUAAAGCACUUUGGGCUGCAUCUAUUGUCUGGAAUAAUUCUGUGAUUAUUUCCACCAAUGGGAUUGUUGUAAUAUGUGAGGAACUGUUUGUAAAAACAAAACUCUGCCCUGGUCUGCAUCAUAUCUUGUAGCCAGAUGACACCUCUGUUUGUUGAUACAAAUUGUAUCCUAUAAACUUUUUAAUUAAACAAGAUCAUUGUUUUAUAUGAGAAUAUUUAAACAAAAAAAUAUUUCGAGUUGAAAAUUUUGAGUAUUGGUGGCAAACUUUGUCACCUUUGGUAUUUAGACUUUAUUUAUAUGAGGGGCUUUUUAUUCCCCUUUUUUUCCAAGUGCAGGGAAGAGAAUGUCUCAAAUGCACAUUUUGGAAACAGAAACUUUGCUGUUAUAUGAUGCUGAAAGUAACCAGCGUUAAAUGUGUUUUACGUUGUGGUUGUGAGGAAAACUGAAGCUUCUUAGGGUCAUACUCUGCAGUAUUUAACAGUCUUAGAGCCAAGACGGUUGCAAGUGCAGUAAAAAGAUGUUUUAAUGACCUUGGUUCACCUUUCGAAUUUGUGCCUCAGGCUCCAGAUGUUUAGUGACACCUCAACCACAACGAUGAAAGGUGUGGCUCUCAGGAACAAGUCUGCAGUCGUCCCUGUUGAUUCAGUGGACUUUCUGACGUUGUCGUGCUAUGAUGUGAUCAGGUGCUCUCGUCCUGCCGGUCUGGCACUGUGUGCUGCUGUUUGCUGCAGGGAUGAGACACUUGACAUUUGAACUAAACAAACGUGGUGCUGUGUGAACACUCUUGUGCAUAUUAAUUACAAUAACAUAUUAAGUGUAUGAGGGGAAAACCUAUUUUUCUACUGUCAUGACCUUGUUAAAGAGCUGUUUUUCUAAUUGUGAGUGUUUAUCUGCAAGAAUGUUGUCGUCAGCGACCGUGUUGCACACUUUGCUGAGUGUUCUGGUGUAAUAACUUGAUUCAAUGAGUUCAGACUAAAACAUGAGGCAAAUCUCUGUGUUUUUUUGUCGUCUUUGUUUUUCCCAGCGAACAGCUGAUGCAGCAGCUAUGCAGACUUUACCUGUUUGUUUUGUUAUCCCGCCAAACGUGUGUGUGAACUCGUGAAAGAGUUUGUCUUGUGCUGACCUCAAAAAUCUCAGUCGUUCUCCUGCAGUAUCUCCCCUUUCUCUGACAGGUAAGUUGAGUUGUCAGAAACAUAGUGAACUUGUGGAUGUUCAGGUGUUAAUGUUGACGAUGGGUUUGAUGUCCUUCACAAUCCCAGUACACUAGAAAUGUUUACAUGGACAUCAAUAUUCUGAUGUGACAUCUACACACAACAGUUAACAACUGCUCGAUGACAAAUAUCUUGAGUUUGAGUGUAAACAAGUAGCGGGACGUAAUGUUGACGUGAGUUAUAAUCAGACUGCUUUUUAACAUGUUAACAGGAAUAUGAAUGGAAUAUUCUACUAGCUAUAAACAUCAUAAUUAAAAUAAAGUCUAAUUCUGAGUAAGGUAAAUACUGUCCAUGUCGAUGUAGUGAAUAGAAAUUCAAGUACUGUAUCUCGCUAAUCAAAGGUUUUAAAUGUCAAUACAGCCUCAGUGAAAAGGGCCUUUUGACUUUUGUUCAGUAAGUUGUGAAACUUCAGCCGAGCAGCACUUCAUUUUUGUUUGUACCUGUACUUUGGUCGUAUAAAACUGCAGUACCAUCGAGUUAAAGUCAUUAUUUUCUCACCUGCCACUAUCUAUUCAACAUUUUCCUUAUUAAUUCAUUUAUUUUUCCGAUGGCUACUCUGACGUGAACUUCUGUCCACACUUGUUGUAUUUAAUUAUUCAGUGUUUUAACAGAUAAAACUCUGUAUUUUUGUAAUUUGUUGCUUAUAUGACUAAAUCGGCCUUAUUUUCAACUUUUCUUAUCCAAUGGGAAGUUAAAUGUAAAAAUAUCUACUAUGUCCCUGUUUAUCUCGGUACAUUCCCACCCUUAUUUCUAAUGUGCUUUAAUACAGUUUCAUUUACGGUGUAGAAUUUAUUUAAGUGCUGUUUUUUUCGGGGACCAAAGCCAAGUAAAAAAAUCUGUUUAUUGCCGUCCAAUGUUUCCCCCUUUUCUCAGGUCAGUGGUAGUUAUUUAAAACCAAAGCUGUCAUAUGUACAACUGUGCUGAUUCAGAAGGUAUAUUGAAGUCAGAUUGUUUUUAAAAUACCUAUUUACGUCUCAUGAGCGAUAUUACCAAAAGAUAUUUCUAUAAGGUGAUAUUACAUUUGUAAGUGAAGGAUGUGCCAAGCCCAAAUAAAUGAUCCAUAUUAGGAGAAAGAAGAGAAAACAAACAAACUUGAAAUUCAAAUGAAAUCCAUUGAAGUGACUUUGUAAUUCAUUGAUUCUGUAUGACUGUAAGA